Lepisosteus oculatus (spotted gar) is the source of this 3769-nucleotide messenger RNA. RefSeq names its product UDP-Gal:betaGlcNAc beta 1,3-galactosyltransferase, polypeptide 1b (gene b3galt1b). Gene Ontology annotation, cellular component: Golgi membrane. Lineage: Eukaryota; Metazoa; Chordata; Actinopteri; Semionotiformes; Lepisosteidae. Gene Ontology annotation, molecular function: N-acetyl-beta-D-glucosaminide beta-(1,3)-galactosyltransferase activity. The record is from RefSeq and is a predicted model, not a curated record.
GCUUUGCUGUCUUCCAGACGGAUUGGUUGUGAUUCCAUUGGCUGGGCUUCCCAUUGGGUGGUUCUCAUGUCAAACCUUUGAGCCUAGCCUAUGUACCGCUAUCAUGUUUCUUUGAGACCGAUAGUCUCUUGUCCAGAGAUGCUGUUCUGGGGACACUCGUAGCAUCAGCACCACUAGUCUCUGUGGGAUGGAGUCAGUAAAUCCGAGAUCGUGUGAUGAAGGAGGCAUGUGAUCUGCAUUGGAGCCAAGAGCUUAAGUGCUUAGUGCUGGCUUUGAUACUGUUGAUCACACCAUCUUGCUGAAUAGAUGAGACAGCGUUGUGUGUGGAAACAAAGGAUGGGUUUUAUAAUGCCAGGAGGAAGAAGAGGGGCAGACAGGAGCUGAACGAUUGCCACAAAAGAACCUGAAUCUUGCCGUUGGUCUGACAUCUUCAGCUUUAAAUGGAGAGGCAGGAGGACUGCGAAGUGGAGAAACGGGGGAACGACAUAUUUCCUAAGCACGUUUUGCUUUAAAAAAAUAAAUAUGACGCUCUUGUCAAAAGAAGAUCUGGCUGCUGGAAAUUGAAGCAAUCCAUUAUUGACCAUUAAUGUCAAGUGAUACAACUAAGCAGCAUAAUGCUGCCCAAUUUGAAAUAGUACCACUAAUGGGAAAUAAGCCACUCAAGGUUCAGUACACUAAAUAUAAGUAAAUGUAACAUAAUGCCUUCAAAGGUCUCUUGCUUAUAUGUUUUGACAGUAGUUUGCUGGGCAAGUGCUCUCUGGUACUUAAGUGUCUCUCGCCCAUCAUCCUCAUAUGUUGGCCAAGCGUCAGUACCUCAGAGACAAGUAGCAAAAAGCAAAAACGUGACAUUUAACAACAUCCGGACUCGCCCCUUGAAUCCACAUUCAUUUGAUUUCCUUAUCAACGAGCCUAAAAAAUGUGAAACCAAUGUCCCUUUCCUGGUCAUCCUCAUCAGCACAACGCACAAGGAGUUUGACGCGAGGCAGGCCAUUCGGGAAACAUGGGGAGACGAAAACAACUUCAACGGUAUCAGGAUUGUCACUCUAUUUCUCCUGGGCAAAAACACGGACUCUGUUUUAAAUCAGAUGGUGGAGCAGGAAAGCCAGAUUUUCCAUGACAUUGUGGUUGAAGACUUCAUUGACUCCUACCAUAAUCUCACCCUCAAAACCUUGAUGGGCAUGAGAUGGGUGGCCACCUUUUGCUCAAAGGCAAAAUAUGUAAUGAAGACAGACAGUGACAUUUUUGUAAAUAUGGAUAAUCUGGUCUACAAGCUUUUAAAGCCGACAACAAAGCCAAGGAGGAGGUACUUCACAGGCUAUGUCAUCAAUGGAGGGCCUAUAAGAGAUGUACGCAGUAAGUGGUACAUGCCCAGAGAUUUAUACCCUGACAGCAAGUACCCGCCAUUCUGCUCAGGGACAGGCUAUGUGUUUUCUGCAGAUGUAGCAGAACUUAUUUACAAGACAUCUCUCCACACUAGGCUGCUGCACUUGGAGGAUGUGUAUGUUGGCUUGUGUUUAAGGAAACUUGGUAUCCACCCUUUUCAGAACAGUGGCUUCAAUCACUGGAAAAUGGCUUAUAGCCUCUGCCGAUACCGGAGAGUUAUCACAGUGCAUCAGAUAUCUCCAGAAGAAAUGCACAGGAUCUGGAAUGAUAUGUCAAGUAAGAAGCACCUGAGAUGUUAGUUCCUCGGGUCUGGGAAGAGCAAAACUUUGAAUUAUUGAGAAAGCACCAGGAUCACAUGAUCAGAUCCAUUUAAUUUUCAAGUAUGAUGACCACUGUUGUAAAAGUCUUUAAAAAAAGUUAUUGAUGUUCACUUCUUCUGCGACUUGCUGGAUUUAACUUUUUUUGUGUGUUUAUUAUGAGCCUACAAGGUUCGAAAGGUGCAUGGUUUUGCUAAAACAAACAUGACACCGAUAUAUGAGUCGUGUUUGACAGUUUAUUUUGUGUUCAGAAAUAAUGGAAAAUUCAAGAACAAUCGAUAUUAAUAAUGUACAGAGCCAUGCCAUAUUAAAAUGAGCCGCCUUCAAAAGGAAAAUAAUAUAACUGAUGCAAAAUCAGCAGUGGUUUGGAGGUAUCUUCAUUGCUUCAUUUAAAAAUGUGUUCAGUAUUUGAGAGAACCUGUCGUAAAGACUGAAAUUAAGAGCAACUAACAAUAUGAAGUAAGAGUGGGACAAUAAUGCUCUGUUAAUUUUAAAGUUAAGGUUUGUAUUAAACAACUUCCUCAUAGUGUACCAUAUGAAAAUUGCUUGAAUUGGCAAUAGGGCAAAAAGUAUUUUUAGGAUAUUUUUUGUUUCUUUUUUAAUUUACAUAUGUGACUCUGUAAAUUUGAAAGGUUUCAGAUAAGUCUAACCGUUGGUAUUUUUGGCACUGUUCUCACUAGAGAAUACAACUUUUGCUGCUAAAAUAUCUUUGAAAUUCUUGUCCCUCAGCCUUGCCAAUGUCCUCUCAGAUUCUUGUGCUCUUAAAAUGUCUUUGGAAAAUGUGCAAUACAUUUCAGGGUUGCUUAAUUAUUAAUUGCCAGUUUUAUGAGUAUUAAUAUCAAGCACAAAAUGUGACGUGAACACAAUAUGGUAUUAAGUAGCUUGUCUAUUAUAUGAGACUGAUGGAGAAGGCUGUUAAUUCUGCCAACAACUUAAAGGUUCUAUGGGAAAACAGAUGAUUCCACUAUGUGUAAAGGAUACCCAUUUCAAUUUUAAAGCAGGCAUUUCUAAGUUUGUUUCAAUGUGUACAUGCACACCAUUUUUUGUAAGAUGCUAGUGAAUUUUAAAUCUAUAGUAAAAAAUAAGCAGGACUCAAAGAACUGAACUGAGGGUCUAAAAGAUUUCUUUAUGUUGACGUAAAACACACUUAGGUCUAAAAUCUAGUGUGGCGUAAUACAGCGUAGGAUGAUGUAUAAAUGAAGAGGACUUCAUUAAAUAUUAGUGACACAGUGGGGAAAAAAGUAUCUAUAUAUAAUGCCAGCAUUUGAUCAGAAAGGCAGCAAUAUGACCCAUGUAUAAAAUCAUGCAUACUGAAGCCAAUCAUGAAUGUCAUUAAAUUAAUAUUUUUUGUUAAAUCAAGAAAUAAGAAAAAACAUUGUUGGAUGUAUUGUACAAUAGAACAGCUAUUAAUGAUAGCUAUCAUUGCUGCUCAGUGUUAAGAAUCAACUGUGUAUAAAUAAUUUGAUGCUUAAAAGGUGCCAGGCUCAAUUUUGAAAUGUCAGCAAAAAAGGAACCCUUUUUUCUGAAUGAAAAAAAUGAUGACCUCUGUCAUUUGACACUAACAAGAUGCAACUGUAGCUCUUUUUAAAUGUUUAAAUAUCAAAAUUGUUUCCUUUCUUUCAGAAAAUGAUGGUGAUACACUGUGCUCUCAAUUCAAAAUUGGGCUCUGUUUAUAUUCUAAUGUAUGUACAGAGCUUAUUAAUUUCUUCAGCACCAGUAUGUAUCAAUGGGUAUAUGUAUUAUGUUGUAUAAGUGACAUAUUGUAACUAUGUACAUUCCUAUGUGAAUGUAUUAUCAUGUGUAUGUGAAGUAUCAAAUUUUAAUUUAAGCACUGCUAUUGAAAUUACUGCAAAUAAAUAUAUUUUGUAUAACUUGAGUCUGAUAAAGACAGCUUAAAAUGGCUUCUGUCAGAGCCAGUAUAAUUGUAAGCAUACACAGAACAUUUUUUAUUCUGUAGAAUUUGAGCUGUUGUGAUAUUUUACUGUCAAAGCAUACAAAACUUUCCUAACUGAUUAUUGUUAUGUACAGUAUGCCAUUUUUUACAUUGAAAUAAACAUUCUUGAGCAUUA